This is a messenger RNA of Funneliformis geosporum, 471 nucleotides long. Lineage: Eukaryota; Fungi; Glomeromycota; Glomeromycetes; Glomerales; Glomeraceae. The record is from the annotation of a GenBank genome assembly.
AUGUUAGAAGUGGGUUUGCAACAGAUUGACAUUUACGCCAAUCAAAACAAAUUGAAUGUGGUGGGCUAUUAUCACGCUAAUGAGAGGAUAGAUGAUAAUAAAUUACCGCCGUUUGGACAGAAAAUUGCAUCGAAAAUUUUUGAAAAGUUUAAUGACGCAAUUGCUCUUGUCGUUCAAAAUACAAAAUUAUCACCAGAGAAACCCGAAAUCGCAAUUGUGCCGUAUUUGUUUAAAGAAAAUCAAUGGCGACCCGAUAACAAGGCGUUUUCACAAAUAAGAGACUCGACGUUUUCAUGUAGUUUUACUCUGGAUAACAUGGAGUCGACUGAUCUGGUUUCAUCAUCAAUUCGCAAUAAACAUUUUGAACAUUUAUAUGAUUUCGACGAGCAUCUUGAAAAUAUAGAAUUAGAUUGGUUGAAUAAUACUAAAGUAGUGGAAUUGGCACUCGAACAAGACUCAAAAACUCAAUAA